UGAAACUAGCUACAACGUCAGCGUGCGUCGGUUCAGCGAAUCUGGUUCAUGUCGAACAGACCAAAUACAGUCAACCGCAGGUGCGAGUACAGUGACAGCAGUCAGGACUUUAAACCUGAUUUUUAACUGUGUGUAUUGCGUUUCGCCAUGUUGUGGACGGCGAACACGAUCAUGAGGAAAUUCUCCACGAGCUCCGCUUACUGCCAAAAUAAACUGAAGCUGGCCCUGAUUGGUCAGAGCCUGUUUGGACAGGAAGUAUACACGAGCCUCCGCAAGCAGGGUCAUAAAGUGGUUGGUGUGUUUACAGUUCCUGAUAAGGAUGGAAAGGCGGACCCCCUGGCGGCGGUGGCAGAGAAGGACGGGACACCAGUGUUCAAGUUCCCACGCUGGCGGGUGAAGGGGGAGCCCAUACCGGAGGUGGUGGAGGCGUACAAGUCUGUGGGUGCCGAGCUGAACGUCAUGCCCUUCUGCUCUCAGUUCAUCCCAAUGAAUGUGAUUGACUACCCCAAACACGGCUCCAUCAUCUACCACCCGUCCCUCCUGCCCAGACAUAGAGGAGCCUCCUCCAUCAACUGGACACUCAUCGAGGGCGAUAAGAACGCAGGAUUUAGUAUCUUCUGGGCUGAUGAUGGUUUGGACACUGGUCCCAUCCUCCUGCAGCGGGAAUGUUCAGUAGAUCCCAACGAUACCGUGGAUACCCUAUACAACCGCUUCCUGUUUCCGGAGGGCAUCAAGGCCAUGGUUGAAGCUGUACAGCUUAUUGCAGACGGUAAAGCCCCCAAGAUCCCUCAGACUGAGGAGGGAGCCAGUUAUGAGGGCAUCCAGAAGAAAUCCAAUGCCAAGGUCAAUUUGGCCCAGUCGGCAGAGGCCAUGCAUAACUGGAUCCGCGGUCAUGAUAAAGUUCCAGGUGCCUGGGUGACUAUCGAUGGAAAGCCCGUGACGUUGUACACCUCAUCAAUGCUAAGCGUGUCAGUGCCAGCCGGUCAGCCAGUAGAAGUGGAGGGGGCGUCCCAGCCUGGACUCAUCACCAAGUCAGGGCUCGUUCUUUUCGGCUCCGAUGGAAAAGCGCUCCAAGUAAAGAACCUGCAGUUUGAGGAUGGAAAGAUGAUUCCUGCAUCCAAAUACUUCUCCUCAGAGGAGAGCGCCAGCUUGGAGCUCACAGACGAGGAGAAGAAGAUGGCCGAGGAGAUCAAGGCUAUCUGGAAAGGCAUUCUGAGCAACAUUUCAAGUAUCGAAGAAACAACAGAUUUCUUUAAGUCGGGAGCUGCUUCUAUGGAUGUGGUCAGAUUGGUGGAGGAGGUGAAGCAGAAAUGUGGAGGCGUUCAGCUUCAGAACGAGGACGUCUACAUGGCCAGCACCUUCCAGAGCUUCAUCCAGAUGUUCGUCCGACGCCUGCGCGGAGAGGACCAGGAGGAGGAACUCGUCAUCGAUUACGUAACGAAAGAAGUCAACAACAUGACGUUGAAAAUGCCCUACCAGUGUUUCAUCAACGGCAGCUUUGAAGACGCAGAAGACGGAAAGACGUACAACACGGUCAACCCCACAGAUGGCUCGGUGAUCUGUAAGGUGUCGUAUGCUUCAGUGGCGGACGUGGACCGUGCGGUGAGCGCAGCAAAAGCAGCCUUCGUCAACGGCCCCUGGGGUAAAAUGAACCCCCGUGACCGGGGCAGGCUGCUUUAUCGUCUGGCUGAUCUGAUGGAGGAGCAUCAAGAAGAACUGGCCACGAUCGAGGCCAUCGACUCUGGUGCCGUUUACACGCUGGCUUUAAAAACACACGUCGGCAUGUCCGUACAGACCUUCAGAUACUUCGCCGGCUGGUGCGACAAGAUCCAGGGCUCCACGAUACCCAUCAACCAAGCCAGACCCAACCGCAACCUCACCUUCACUAAGAAAGAACCUCUGGGAGUUUGCGCCAUAGUGAUCCCAUGGAAUUACCCACUGAUGAUGUUGGCGUGGAAGAGCGCAGCUUGUUUGGCAGCUGGAAACACGCUCGUCCUGAAACCCGCCCAGGUGACUCCUCUAACGGCACUGAAAUUUGCUGAAUUGACGGUGAAAGCUGGAAUUCCAAAAGGAGUCGUCAACAUUGUACCAGGAUCAGGUGGUCUGGUCGGACAGAGGAUGUCCGAUCACCCUGAUAUCCGUAAGCUCGGUUUUACCGGCUCGACUCCCAUUGGCAAACAGAUCAUGAAGAGCUGUGCUGUCAGUAACUUGAAGAAGGUCUCUCUGGAGCUGGGCGGUAAAUCUCCCCUCAUCAUCUUCAGUGAUUGUGACAUGGAUAAGGCCGUUAGAAUGGGCAUGAGUUCUGUUUACUUCAAUAAGGGAGAGAACUGCAUCGCUGCAGGCAGACUGUUUGUAGAAGAAUCCAUACAUGACGAGUUCAUCACUAGAGUGGUUGAUGAAAUCAAGAGGAUGAAGAUCGGAGAUCCGUUGGAUCGCUCCACGGAUCACGGACCUCAGAACCACAAAGCCCAUCUGGACAAGCUGGUGGAGUACUGCGAGAUCGGUGUGAAGGAGGGGGCGACGCUCGUCUACGGUGGGAAACAGGUGGACAGACCAGGCUUUUUUAUGGAGCCCACGGUGUUUACGGAAGUUGAAGAUCACAUGUUCAUCGCCAAAGAAGAAUCAUUUGGUCCUGUUAUGGUGGUGUCUAAAUUCAGGGAUGGUGAUGUGGAUGAUGUUCUAAGAAGAGCCAACGACACAGAGUUCGGCCUGGCCUCUGGGGUCUUCACCCGUGAUAUCAAUAAGGCCAUGUAUGUCAGCGAGAGACUGGAGGCAGGAACCGUUUUCGUCAACACCUACAACAAAACCGACGUGGCGGCUCCUUUCGGAGGCUUCAAACAGUCUGGAUUCGGGAAGGACCUUGGUGAGGAUGCCCUGCACGAAUACCUGCGGACUAAAGCCAUUACCGUGGAGUACUAAGAAAACACGUGCAGCCCGACUCCAGGCAGGACUCCAGGAGCCAUGAACGCAGUCCAAAGU
This is a messenger RNA of Triplophysa rosa, 2979 nucleotides long. RefSeq names its product aldehyde dehydrogenase 1 family, member L2 (gene aldh1l2). The transcript has 22 exons. The coding region runs from base 148 to 2919 and encodes 923 amino acids. The record is from RefSeq and is a predicted model, not a curated record. Gene Ontology annotation, cellular component: cytoplasm. Gene Ontology annotation, molecular function: formyltetrahydrofolate dehydrogenase activity; aldehyde dehydrogenase (NAD+) activity. Lineage: Eukaryota; Metazoa; Chordata; Actinopteri; Cypriniformes; Nemacheilidae. Gene Ontology annotation, biological process: 10-formyltetrahydrofolate catabolic process; one-carbon metabolic process; biosynthetic process.